GAAACCCACCCACCCACCAAAAAAAAAAAAAAAAAAAAAAGAGAGAGAGAGAGAAAGAAAAAAAAAUUCUGUGGCGCGCCGCCUGGUUCCCGGGAAGAUUCGCCAGCACCAGGGGGUGGGGGAGUGCGAGCUGAAAGCUGCUGGAGAGUGAGCAGCCCUAGCAGGGAUGGACAUGAUGCUGUUGGUGCAGGGUGCUUGUUGCUCGAACCAGUGGCUGGCGGCGGUGCUCCUCAGCCUGUGCUGCCUGCUACCCUCCUGCCUCCCGGCUGGACAGAGUGUGGACUUCCCCUGGGCGGCCGUGGACAACAUGAUGGUCAGAAAAGGGGACACGGCGGUGCUUAGGUGUUAUUUGGAAGAUGGAGCUUCAAAGGGUGCCUGGCUGAACCGGUCAAGUAUUAUUUUUGCGGGAGGUGAUAAGUGGUCAGUGGAUCCUCGAGUUUCAAUUUCAACAUUGAAUAAAAGGGACUACAGCCUCCAGAUACAGAAUGUAGACGUGACAGAUGAUGGCCCAUACACGUGUUCUGUUCAGACUCAACAUACACCAAGAACAAUGCAGGUGCAUCUAACUGUGCAAGUUCCUCCGAAGAUAUAUGACAUCUCAAGUGAUAUGACCAUCAAUGAAGGAACCAAUGUCACCCUCACUUGUUUGGCCACUGGGAAACCAGAGCCUUCCAUUUCUUGGCGGCACAUCUCCCCAUCAGCAAAACCGUUUGAAAAUGGACAAUAUUUGGACAUUUAUGGAAUUACAAGGGACCAGGCUGGAGAAUAUGAAUGCAGUGCGGAAAAUGAUGUGUCAUUCCCAGACGUGAAAAAAGUCAAAAUUGUCGUAAACUUUGCUCCUACGAUUCAGGAAAUAAAAUCUGGCACCGUGGCCCCUGGACGCAGCGGAUUGAUAAGAUGCGAAGGCGCAGGUGUGCCGCCUCCGGCCUUCGAAUGGUACAAAGGAGAGAAGAAGCUCUUCAAUGGCCAACAAGGAAUUAUAAUUCAAAAUUUUAGCACAAGAUCCAUUCUCACAGUUACCAAUGUGACCCAGGAGCACUUCGGCAACUAUACUUGUGUGGCUGCCAACAAGCUCGGCACGACCAAUGCGAGCCUGCCUCUCAACCGGUCUACUCACCUGACAUUUCCUACACCAUCUUCUGUCUCCAUCCCACACAGCGUUCUUUGACGACUCCCUCUGGAUUAGGGCCCAGGUAAAAUAGGCCUUAGCUGUAAUGGUCUCUCUUGUUUCUCCUCAAUAUGAGCAAAUCUUUCCCCAUUCUGGCCUCUACCCAUACCUGUUUUAUCCUUCUACACAGAAACCUUGUUCAUUUUUCCUUCACAGAAGACUUUAUUGGCCAAUUAAACCUGACUCUAACUUUAGUGUGAAGAAAAGGGGACACCUUUGCAUUCUGUGCUGUAAGAGAGAUGCCCUACUUAAAAUUUUUAAAAUUCUUGAAAUGCAGCAAAGAAAGAAAACUGAAACCAAAUAUUUGCCUCCAAAUUCAAAUAAGUAAAAUCAGUGUAUCCUACUAAAGUAUAUAUUUAGUUUUAACUUCCAGGACUUUUUCAUGGUUGGCCCCUUCUGUCUUGUUAGGGUUAAAGCAGGGGUCUGCAAACUGCUGCCCACAGACCAAAUCCAGCCGUGACCCAUUUUUAUAUGGCCCUGCACUAAGAAUGAUGUUCACCUUUACAAAUGAUUGGAGAAGUCAACAGAAUAAUAUUUCAUGACACGUGAAAAGUAUGUGAAAUUCAAAUGUCAAUGUCAAUAAUAAAGUUUUGUUGGCACACAGAUUUGCUCAUUUACUUAUGUAUUGUCUGUGGCUACUUACAGCCAUAGUUGAGAAGUUUCUAAGGCGGUCAUUUGGUGCACAUAGCCCACAGUAUUUCCUCUCCGGCCCUUUACAGACAAAGUUUGCUGACCCCUGUUUAAAAGCAUGGACUUAGUUAGACUAGAGAAACCAGGGUUCAAAUUCAACUCUGUGACGUCCUGGCAUGUUACUUGAUCUGGAGGAUAUAAUACCCACCUCACAGAAAGUACUGUUUUUAGGAAUAAAUGAGAGGAUGCACAAAGACCACCACAGCAAAUUACCAGAUAGAGAAUAACGUUACAUAAAUGCCUUUAUUAAAAGUUGGCUAAGGAAUUUACUACUAAUUGCUGCCUUCUCUGUGCCUCAGUUUCUUUAUCUAUAAAAUACAGAAAAGAUUGCAAAAUACUUUGUCCUACCUUGUUGAUACAUUUUUCUAAUGACAAAAUAGCAUAUUAAAAAUUCAAAUACCUCAAAACGUUAAAGGUAUCAUUAGAAAUCCCUUCAUCUAAAUGUCUAUAUUAGUUUCCUAGGCCAGUCAUAACAAAUUAUCAUACACUGGGUGGCUUAGAAUGACAGAAAUGUAUUUCCUCACAUUCUGGAGCCCAGAAGUCCAAAAUCAAGGUGUUGGUAGGGUUAGUUCCUUCCGGAGGCCCUGAGAGAGUCUGGUCUCUGCUUUUCUCCUAGCUUCUUGUGAUUGCCUGCAAUCCUUGGUGUCCCAUGGCUGAUGGCAGCAUAACUCCAAUCUCUGCCUACAUUUUCAAUGGCCCUCUUCUCUGUGUGCUAGACAUUGUGUUAAAUUAUGGCAUGUAUUUUUAUGAUUUGACUUAUUUGUAGACAAAGAUCAGCAGGUAGGUAGUAUCAAAACAUGCAUAAUAAAAAAAUAUAGAAAAGUUUGAAGAAUUAUAUAAGUCUGUUAAAGAGGACACUCCUACCCGAAGUGUUCCUAAGACCACUAUUUUCUCCUGCCUAAUCUGCUCCCUCAUUGCCCCCAGUAGUAUUCUCUCGGUUUCAACAUCUCUGACUUCCACUUCAUCCAUCAUAUUUAUUUCACGUUACUUUCCUUCCCUCAAGCUUAUGUGUUGUUUCUUUUUUCUGUCUCUCUAUGUACCUGGUGAAGAAAGUGAAGAGUCAGCUGGAACACUGCAUGUUCCUGUCUGCAUGCCAGUACUUGUUGCUCUGCCCUAUUUAGAGGGCCUGAGUUCUCGAUAAGGAAAUAUGCUCUGCACAGAGACCAGGACAAUGUUGGCAAUCAUAGGGAGAGACAUUUAUUUUCCCUGCUAAGCAAAUAGCUUAUUACCGAAAAUCACUAAGAACUGAGUUGAAGUCUGUAUACAAGAAAUGACAUGAAUCGUAAAAGCCUUAGUCAGGCUUAAGCUAUUGUGUAUAUAUACAUAGAAGCAUGCACAAGCACACAAACCCCAGCUGUUUAUUUUUUCCCUUUCUUUUCUUUUGAAUAUGCCUUAAUUCUCUAGUAACCCCAAACCAAAGAUUAAGUCAAGGAGAAUCUUAAUGAGAAUCUGAUCAACCCUGUUUCUGGCUAGAAUUCAUAGAAAGCUUGAAGCAGUGGAAGCACGCCUUCCUCCCAGGAAGUGUCAGGGACUGUUUUCUUUACCAGCAUUGUAUUCUACCUGGUUACCUUUCAAAAAUGGGCCACUGGCUGGUGUGAGGAGAGGAUCUCAAUAUUGAUUCUUCACCUGAAAAUACCAUGCAAAGUUUGCAUGCUUCUCUAAUGAUGUCUAGUUGACAGGUACUCUUAGCUUCCCUGUAGAGAUAUUGUGACAUGUAGUAGAAAUAGAGGAACCCAAACUGGGAAUCAGGAAAUCUGGGUUUUAGCCACAGCUCUGCAAUAAGAUAGCUGGAAAGUCACCUAAGGUCUCAGGGCAUGGGAAAAGAUUAUCUCUAAAUGCUUUUCUAGCUCUAAGUCAAUGAUUAUAUGAUCUGUGAGUUCCAGUUUUAUCCUUGUGGGACUUAGUUAUAAAUAGUCUAUCAUAUCCACGUAUUAUUUGUUGUCUUGGCAAUUUUAUGAAAACUAUUGGUAUCCAGGGUAGAUAAGACAUAGUUGUUCAUAAAAUUUUUCCUUAUUUCUUUGAACAAAAGAAAACAGUGAUCAAAUUUUCAAGGUUUUUUUUGUGCCUACAGCACCUCUUUGUACUUGUGAACGCUAAGGGAGGAGAGGGAGAUAAGAGAGAAAAUAUGAGUAGAGGGGGCUCUGGGUUUUGAAUUAUAGAAAACUGAGGUGCUGAAGAAACACAGCUUUCAUUUUUCUCUGUUUCUAGAGUAAAAAAAUAAAAGUAAGAGACGAUGACACAGUGGGGCAAAUAAAAACUGGUGGAUUCACUAGUUACCACGUAUAUGAUCUUGAGGAAUUUAUGAGACCUAAUACCAAGUUCCCUAAUUCUUAAACUUUGGAAACAGAAGUUAUGACUGUGUGGUGAUGAUCACAUAAGAAGAUACAUUCCCUAGCAAGGAGCUGGUCAUCCUACAACAGUGCUUCUCAAACUUUAGAGUUUGCGCAAAUCACGGGGAAUCUUGUUAAAACGCAGAUUCUGAUUCAAUAGGUCUGAGCUGAGGCCUAAAGUUCUGCAUUUCUAACAAGCUCAGGGCUAAUACCAAAGCUCUGAGUAGCAAGGGUCCAGAUCUUGAAUAAACAUAGAGGGACUUUUUGCCCUUCCUCUUUCCCCCUCUGAGCAUAAGUACAUAUUUACUUUGAAAUGAUAGAUUGGAAGCUUGGUUUUGUUUUUUUGUUUUCUUUGUUUUUUUCUGACCAGCAUGCCUGUUCUUUAUAAUAGUCAUCUAUCACCUAUAGUCAAGACAAAGGACACCAAGAGUGUAUCAUUUUCAAGUCGUUUUAUGUCAACCUGUUGAGACAACUCCCCCAGACUUUCACUCAGCACUGUGAUUCUUUCUUUCUUUAAGCCACCACAGCCAGUUCUCAAAUGCUAAAAAUGAUUGAUUAAAGUCAUCAACCUCCUUUACACUAGAAAGACAGUGUUUCCAGCCAGAUUCUAUUCCUUUGAUUGUUUCAGAUUUCCCUCUGUUAAUAAAAUGUAACAAAAAAAUAAAUAAAUCUCUCUCCUAUAUUCCUCCAGGCUUAUGGUGUUACUAUUUUUGAUGUUCUUCUAUUUCUCCAAGUGAUAGCAAAAGGCCUAGCAACCAUUUACUUGUCUUUCUAGUUCUUUCAGUAAAUAGUGGAAGAUAGUUUACUCUCCUUCUGUACAAUUAGAGCAUGUUUAAAUUAUCCAUUUAAGCUUGGUCUGUAAUUAAAAUUAUGUAGGCAUUUAGGACAUUAUUCUGCAAAAAUGCUCUGUGGGCUUUCUCUGAUCUAGCUUAUAGAGUCCAAGUGCAAAGCCAAAUAAAAACAUUGAGAGAAAAAUCAACCAUAUCUUGAGUUCAUGAACUGGCCAUUUAUCUACCAGCUCCCAGGCAAAAGCUGUAGAUAUGUCUUUCCAGGAGACUAUCUCCCAGAGCCAGCAGGAAACCUGAAAUCUUCCCUUACUGUACUUAAAUAGAAGGUUGUCCUAUAUCUUUCUAUCCCAAGAUGUUGCAUGGAGCAAUAGUGCUCUAAAAAACAAACAACAAAGAAAGCAAUAUCUGCCUGUGGGAGAGUCUAUUAUUCUUCCUCACACAUAUUCACGUCCCUCUCUGUAAGAGGGUUACACAUCUCUAUCAGUGUCUAAAUUGUGUACAAGGCCUCCCUCCUACUGACAUCAGUAGCUAUUUGACCUGCUUUGGCCAAUGAAAUAGCAGAAGCGGUGUACACUACAUCUGAACAGGAGCCCCAAGAACUAUUAAUAACUCUGUCUCAGCCUUUCCCUCUGCCAUGAGAAGGGCAUGAGCCAGAUGGGAGAUAUGCCUUGAACCUGGCCCUAGAACAAAGAAGACAUAUGAGGAAGGAGCAGAAUUACAGUUGACCUAUAGUCAACAAGGUCAAGAAAUAAAUUGUGUUGUUGGAAUCACUGAGAUUUUAAGACUGUUACCACAGCAUAACCUAGCAAAAGAUGAACAAAUAAGUGUCAUUACACCUAUACAAAUGAUUUAAAGGAAAGGAGAAUGAAGCCCUCAACUAUAGAGUAAGAAAUGAGCUAAAUAGCCAAGUAAUUUUCUACAGCAGUUUUUAAAGGUAAGUGAAAACUCAAAAGUCACACUCUGCCUCGUGCCUUAGCAAAUCUCUACUGUAGAGGUAUACAGAUUCAUCUGGAUUCUAGCGCUGCUUACUUGGAAGUGCCUGCUUUGAAUUCUGAGAAGGGACUGUCGAGAAAGAAAACCCAGAUUAUUAAUAUUUGCAGAUGUGUGACGGGAGUAAUGGUAAGCACUGCAAUAUGUUUGAAAUCUUUUUUCUAAAACCAGGAAAAAUACCAAGAUAAACCUGAAGAUUUAUGCGCAGUAUUUUAAAGAAGGAAAUAAGAUUUUUCUAGAUUCUAGGGAAAAUUCAUGCUUCCAAAUGGGCGUCAAGAUAAGAGAAAAGAUAACAUAGCAGAGUAAGUUCUAAUGAGAAAGUUUCCUCUUGUCACUCUCUCAUUUUCAUCAUCCUCAUUAUCAUCAUCAUUAUUAUUUUAUUAUUUUGCCAAAUAAGCUAUAUGAUUUAUUCAUGAUAAUCUGAAUCAAACCUUUGGCACCUACCUUGUAACUAGAAAGCUUUUCAACCACAAGGGAAUGAAAAGAACUUUAAUAAUUCAUCAUUAGUAUAUCUUUAUGCCUCCAUUUCACUUCAGUCCACAAGCCAGCAGUAGAACAGAUUCAAAAAAUGACCUCUAAAGAAGGAAGUGUAAUUACUCAGAGUCAAAAGUAUGGUUAAUCAUAUGUUUUUUUAAACUCUAGCUAAAAUGCAAUUUAACAGUCUCCUACAUCUCAGUGAUUCAUGAAUGCUAUGUUUAUGCAUAUUCAUGAAAGAAAGACUUAAAAAGAAUAUUUUGUCACUUUUUUCUCUAUUUGAUAUAGGCAGAACAGAUACUAAAAUGACACCUUAGCCAUCUGUUCAACUCUGAAAACUCUAGAACACAACGUGAUUGGCCACACAGGACUAAGAGUCUGUGCUUUUAGGGUUCAUGGUCACCUUUAGCUAUCUGGACACCAAAGUGUAUGGAGAAACGAUAUAGAAAAUUUGGGGCCCUAAACAUUUCUAUUUCAAAUGACUAUUUGUCUUAAUAGCUACUUUAUUUUCGUUAUACAAAAUGUUUAGCAUUAUCUAUUCAAAUUUGGCUUGAGGUUGGUAUUUAUAUAUUCAAGUGAGCAUAUAAUUUUAUCUAGUUUGGUAAGUCUCUUCUGUUUAUCUUUAUGGAGUAAAAGAUAAUGGAACCAGUGAGUGCAGAAGAAGAAAAGCCCUUUUAAAUAGUGUGAUCACAUAGUUUAUCAUCCAAAUUGGGUAACUUUUGAGAGUAAAAAGGGGCCCUAUUAAAAAUUAGAUAACGAUUGUCUUAGGCAAAUCAGGACAUAUAAUCACUCUGGCUAUGGGAACAUUCGGAAUAUAAAUGCUGAAUCAAAAUUAAUAAGACCAUUGAUCUUUGUCAGAGGCCUGCUUUACUCAUGUUCACGAUAAACUUCUUGAACUCACUCAGUCAUUACAUUGGCUAACAGGAAGGUGGGCUGUUGAAAUGGCUCAGUGAGAUGUAAGAGCUGCUUGCCCAAAGGUGUGCUCUCAUGAUCAUGGACAAGAUGCGCUAAGGACUUUGUGUACAGCAUAUUAUUUUGUCCGUACUGCAACAUUAUGGCAUAGUUUCCCAUUUUAUAGAACAUAAAAUUGAGAGUCAGAGGCAUUAAAUAACUUGUCCAAGUCCAUGUAGCUAGUGCAAAGUGGAGCCUGAUUCAAACCCAGCUCUAUCUAGCUGGCAAAAGCUACACUCUUUUUUAGAGCUCUUGAGAUUUGUCCAGCCUUCAAGAGCCUAGGAGGCAAAAGUCAGGAGAAUCUUUCCUGCUCCAGAAAAUAGAAUGAAUAUGAAGCUCACCCUUUCACAUAGCAUCAAAUCUGUUCUCAUUUAGUGGCUAUUAGAAUCUCGGCUGAUCCUUCAUCAGAACCAAAAUGUUCACCUUCACGAGACACAAAAUGUUGAGUUUGAGAGCUAAAGGUAAAUCUGAUCACUUUAACAGAAAUCCAGUGUGAUCUAGUAAAAAGAAGGUGGACUCUGUGCUCAAACAAUUUCGGAUUGAAAUCUGGUAGGUGACUUUAAGAAAGUUGUUCUGCCUCUCAGAGACUGAGUGCCCUCAUCUGGUAGUAUUUACUAUACAGAACUGAAAGUGACAAUAAAUUACAUAAAAUAUAUGAUGGAAAUUUAUACAAUAUCUAUCACAUAUUAAGAUCAUACAUAAUGAAUGUUGAUUUUGUUACUUUUCCCCGUGAUAGCACUGAAAGAAUUCAACAUAGAUAAUGGGAAAGGUAAGAAAUUUGAAAAGGAAGACCUUGGGUUAACUCCUAGCUCUGCUAUUUAUUAGCUUUUUAGCCUGAAGAUAAUCUUUGAAACUCAAUUUCCUCAUCUUUAAGUGGAUAGUGUAAUAAUAGGCACCCUUAAUAUCUCUCAGAAUAAUUAUAAAUUGUAUAUGAAUAUUCUUUAUAAAAGUGCCUGGGAAAGUCAUAAGUGUGUAUAAAAGUUUUUUCUAAAUAAUGGCUUCCAAAUAUAGUUAUCAUCAUCAUCAUCAUCAUCAUCAUCACCACGGCCUCUUUGUGACCAGGACAAUAUCUGUGUAGGUGGUAACCAUGAACACCGGACUUCAAGUAGAGGUGAUGCAGCUGGUCUUUGGACAACACUUUGGGAGUCAUUGGGCAGAUUAUAACAGGCAAAAGGGGAAUGCUAGAAUCUAAGGUUGAAAAUGUGGGUUCAGGCUGAGAUCUUGGGAGUCUUUUGAAAACCAAGAAAUGUGCACAGCUUUGGAAUCCCUGAAGAUUUUUGCCAGAAUGGUAAUCUGAACUAUAUUGUGACUGAAAGGAUAUUAGUGUAGAAAAGUGUGUACACUUGUUGGCUUUUUGCUGAGUGUUAGGUUCCCCGCAAAUAGCAGGAUCCAUUCAGAGCCAAUCGCAGUCCAAACUGGCAGGCACUUCACAGGCAUGUUUUAGGAAUUUGAUUAAAAGCUUAAAGUGUUGCUAUUGUUUUUGUUUAUUUGUUUGUUCCAAAAUACUUUGCUGGGAACUUUGGGGAUGAUGGAACUAUUCUGCAUGGUACGUGGUAGUGGGUGCAUGACUCUAUGCCUUUGUCAAAACCCAUAGACAUGUACACCAUAAAAAGUGAACUUUAUUGUACGCAAAUUUUAAAAAAUCGAAUAAAAUGUCAGGGACACCCAAGAUGGAAUGCAGACUGUGACAAAUGAAUCUAACUGUGUAACAAAUUAAUCAUAUAACCACACCAAAAAGAGUUAAGAAGAAAGGAGCUGAUCUAAGGAACUUUAUAAAAUUGUCUUUUGAUUUGAUACUGUAAGGCUAAAGAUAAAAAUGAACUGUACUUUAGUUAAGUUAGUUUCUCAUAAAAUUAUGGUUGGCAAUUCUGAAACUAAUGUUACAUAUAUACUAGGAUUGAACAAAUAAGUAAAUAUAGAUAAUGAGAUAAAGUUUUCCCAUGGUCUAAGAAAGAAACUACAAAUAAGCAAAGGCAAAAUGCUAGAAUUAACUGUGAGGUGUUUGAUUAGAGUUGGAAAUAUCAAUAUGAAUUCAUGUUGAUUUUCAUCUAUAUACAGAUAUAUAGGGAAAUAAAAUUAGACAAGUGUGUAUACAUGGGUUAAUAUACAUGCAUACCUUCCCUAACACUGUCUGCUGAGAAGCCCAGAAACACUGACAGCCCGGUAGCAAUGAGCACAUCCAGCACCCAGAUCUUGGUUUCUAAUACCAUUCUCCAAUAAGAGCAGCCAGGUGUUCUUGAAGAAGUGACUGAUUCUAGGACUGGGCAAGGGCAAGGUGAGUCUGAAUAUCUUGUGGUGCCAAGAUGCAAAGAAGUGCUGAAAAAAAAAUGCAUGAGGGACAUGUCAAAAGGAUUCAGAAACUACCCCAAAGAGCUCCCAGUGACUAAAAUUGGAACAAUUUGAGCUGCAAAAUAAAUAUUGAUAGUACUGAAUUGUAACGCAAAGAAUAAAGUAAAUAUCCAUGAGUCAAUAUUGAUAUAAAUAAAUGAUUUGGUACAUAUAUAAAGGGGGAGGAGCAAUCCUUCCUUACAGAAGAAUUCAAAGUAAUAAAUAUAGGAAUGAGGGAAAUAGAAAACUACCGUCAAAACACCAUAGUAAUGAUUGCUGUAGGUGAGAUCUAUUGAUUUAUAUUAAAAUAAGUGGGACAAUUUUGAAAUAGAAACAGGAUAUUUGCAUAUCCUCAAAAUAUCUCCUCCCAAAUAUGUAUUUAUUGUUGUGGUGAUUUUAACAUAUGUUCACAAAUUCUUUGCUAUUCCACCCACUAGAGAUAGAGUUUAAUUUCUCUCCCCUUUAGUAUGGACUGGACCUAGCAACUCACUGCUAAUGAAUAGAGCGUGAAAAAGGAAAAGUAGUAACUUGACAGUAGAGAAACAUGACAGAAACUAUCAUAAGCAAGAAAUUAAGGUUGAUAUCACCAGUGAGAAGACAUAUUGAUAUAAUGUACUGCUGAUAUGAUAGGAAGAGAAGGGCAUAUCAGCUCUGUAUUAUUCAUUCCCCCAAUCCAUAAAUUCAAUCUAAUCCUGAGAAAACAUCAGAGUAACCAAACUGAGGGACAUUCUGCAAAAUGCCAACCAGUACUCUUCAGAGUGUCAAGAUAAUGAAAGACACCAAAUAUUUAUCACAGUUGGGAGGAGACUAAAGAGACGUGAGAACUAAAUGCAACAUGGUAUCCUAUAUUGAAUUCUGGAAUAGAUAAAGAACAUUAGUGUAAAAACUGGGUAAAUCUGAAUAAAAACUGUAGUUUAAUUAAUGAUAUUGCACCAAUGUUAAUUUCUUAGUAUUGACAAUGUAUUGAUUAUUGAUAAUUGAUAUUUGGUAAUUUUCUCAUGAUUACCUGAAAUUUUACCCUUAGAAGAAGCUGAGUGAGGGGUGUAUGUGGACUCUGUUCUAUCAUUGCAACUUCUCUAGAAGUCCAAAAUUAUUUUAAAGUAAAAAGUUAAAGAAAAAUUGUCAACAUAAAAACUUUGCCUUGUUAAAGUGAUGAGCAACUUAAUUUAGUCCAAUGGAAUUAAACAAGUAGAAAUAUGUUAUAAAUAUUUGCUUUCUCCCUAAUUUUGAUUUACUUUUUCCGAAUGUUUGAUGUAAUUUUCAAAGCAUUCUGAGCUUGACAUUUCCUUUCUCCCAUACUACCUGCGGCUAACAUUUGUCUGGAACCGAGCAAAUCUCUCAGACUUCACUCUACUCAGAUAUCAGCAGCUCCAAGUCCUCACAUGCCGACUCAAGAUUUAGGACUCUACUACCUUCCUAUCCCCCGACGAUCUCUCUCAGUUUUUUUGUGCAGUCCUCAAGGUGGUUGUUUCUCAAAUGUGCCUUCCUAAAGGCAUUUAUGCUUUCCAAAAAGAAAUGUGAGAGAUGAACUAUAUCUACCUUAAAGAACUAAUUCUUCAACUACAAAGUAUCAGGCUUCACAGUGUUUGAGUGUGUGCAGUGGGGAAAGUCUGUCCUGAAUUCCUUAAAUCAAUCUAUAGAAUGUUUCUAAAACCAUUCUAACUCAUAGAUUUCCUAAUUCAAGGGCUUUUCAUGCUGUUCAAAAUGUGCUUUCCACAUUCCCAUUCAUUUCAUGCAAAUUAAAAAUUAUACACCUGUUGAGGUGUUUUCAUUUUGCUAUUUUACAUAUCUGUUGUUCUGUGACCCUUCUUAAUAGGAAGAUUUGUCACUAUAUGUAGUUGUAAAAAAAGACAUGAGAAGGCCUGCCCCGGUGGCCUAGUGAUUAAGUCCAGCGUGCUCUGCUUUGGAGGCCCAGG
This is a messenger RNA of Equus caballus (horse), 11635 nucleotides long. Lineage: Eukaryota; Metazoa; Chordata; Mammalia; Perissodactyla; Equidae. The record is from RefSeq and is a predicted model, not a curated record.